AGGUUAGCUUGCUUUCUCCUUCUAGUUCUGUCCUUUGGCUAAUGGGAAAGACCACGCAGAAGCUAUGGAGUUGCUUUUUGUGCUUGACAAAAGUGCAUAGAUAGAAGACAGGGAUUCCUGGCUGGGAGGAGGGAGGAGAGCUGAAGAUCUCUGCCUGGGCUGGCGGAUCUAAGCAGUCAAAGUGGGAAGCUGUGUGCUUGAAAGAGGAUUAUGCUCGCACUAGAAAUAAGCAGUAAGUGAGCGAAUAACCAUUAUGGCUUAGAGAAGGAUUAAUCCCCCUGGGGUUGUGGGGUGAACUAGAAAAUAUUGCUUAACUCUAGAGUAAAACUGUAAGUCUUCUGACUCUGUGUAGAGUUAUGUGCUGUUUGGAGACUGGGGCUUAAAUACAAAAUCAGAGCUCUAAACGCCUCCUCCCACUCUUGGAAAAUGCCAACUUCUUCAUAGAGUAGUUGUGGAUAUAAUCUCCUUCCCUGACCUAGCCUCUUCCCAGGAAAAUACACUCCUAAAUCAGCUAAGGAGUUGGGAUUAAAUUGGAAAGGUGGAAUUUGGUAGUGAUAGAAUUGCAGUCUUGAAUUGUGUUCAGUGAACGCCGACAUUGUUAUACCAGUUAGCAGUGAAUUGUACAUCACUUAGAAAUCCUGGGGUGGGGCAUUAAAAAGGGAAAAUUGAGAGCUUUUAUGAGAAAGAGGCUGAAGUGUCCAUAUGCGAAGGAUGAAAUAUAAAAAUGUAUGUAAUUAAUAAUAGAUGGAGUGUUUUCAAAAGCAUUAACCUAGACCAGCCUUCAGGGAACCUAGAAGUAUGAGGAUGAAAAUUAGUUAGAAAGGAAGAAAUCUUACUUUCAGUGUUUUUUUCUGCUAGCCAAAAAUUUCACAAUGUUUACAAAGUCAAGACAAUGAUUCAGGGAUACUUCAGUUAUUGCCAUACAUUAUAAAUACUGUUGCGGGACAAGAUCUGUGGUUCCUUGGUCAGCAAGUUCUGGCAAUGAAACCACUGCCGCUGGUGCAAAGAAUUCUGGGAUGUCUGACAGUGAAAUGGAUGGAAGGACCCACAUUCCAUCUCUGCUUAAUGUCCUUUUGUCCAGAAAUCGGGUCAUGCAAAUGAGCUACUUGAAAAGUAAAGAAAAAGGAUAUGGAAAACUAAGCAGUGAUGAAGACCUCGAAAUAAUUGUUGAUCAAAAGCAGGUAGUAGGUGUAACCUUGAAGAAAAAGUGGCACUGUCUUCAAAAAAGUGACCUGACCCUGGCUUUGGGAAAAGGCUCUAGGGCGGCAGAUAAGGCUGUUGCCAUGGUGAUGAAGGAGAUACCGAGGGAGGAGUCUGCUGAAGAAAAGCCCCUCCUAACUAUGACAUCACAGCUGGUGAAUGAGCAGCAAGAAAGCAGACCCCUCUUGAGUCCCUCCAUCGAUGACUUUCUCUGUGAAACCAAAUCGGAGGCAAUAGCAAGGCCAGUAACGUCCAACACAGCCGUAUUGACCACAGGCUUGGAUCUCCUUGACCUGAGUGAACCUGUCUCUCAAACCCAAACCAAAGGCAAGAAAUUGGAGGCCUCAUCAAAAACCUCAUCCCUCAAGAAAAAGGCUGAUGGAUCCGAUCUCAUCAGUGCAGAAGCUGAGCAGAGAGGCCAGCCUCUCCGAGGCCCAGAGACAUCAUCCUUAGAUUUAGACAUUCAAACACAACUGGAAAAAUGGGAUGAUGUUAAGUUUCAUGGAGAUCGAAAUAGCAAGGGACAUCAAAUGGCAGAGAGAAAAUCAUGCUCAUCUAGAACUGGAUCAAAAGAACUCUUAUGGUCCUCAGAGCACAGAUCUCAACCAGAGCUAAGUGGAGGGAAAAGCGCCCUGAACUCUGAGUCAGCUUCCGAGUUGGAAUUAGUGCCUCCAGCACAGGCUCGACUGACCAAAGAGCAGCGCUGGGGAAGUGCGUUACUUUCCAGAAACCACUCCUUAGAAGAAGAAUUUGAAAGGGCAAAAGCAGCAGUGGAGUCAGAUACAGAGUUUUGGGAUAAGAUGCAAGCAGAAUGGGAAGAAAUGGCUCGGAGGAACUGGAUAUCAGAGAACCAAGAAGCUCAGAACCAAGUUACAAUCUCGGCCAGCGAGAAGGGAUAUUACUUUCACACUGAAAAUCCCUUCAAGGACUGGCCUGGAGCAUUUGAAGAAGGCUUAAAAAGAUUGAAGGAAGGGGAUCUGCCCGUCACCAUCCUGUUCAUGGAAGCAGCGAUUCUUCAGGACCCCGGAGAUGCAGAGGCAUGGCAGUUCCUUGGGAUAACCCAGGCAGAGAAUGAAAACGAACAAGCAGCUAUUGUCGCCCUCCAGAGGUGUUUGGAAUUACAGCCCAACAACUUGAAAGCUUUGAUGGCUCUGGCCGUGAGUUAUACUAACACCGGCCAUCAGCAGGAUGCCUGUGAGGCUCUAAAGAAUUGGAUUAAGCAAAACCCAAAGUACAAAUACCUUGUGAAGAGCAAGAAGGGAUCUCCAGGCCUUACCCGGAGGAUGUCCAAGUCUCCAGUUGAUAGCUCUGUUUUGGAAGGAGUUAAGGAAUUAUAUCUGGAAGCUGCCCACCAAAAUGGAGAUAUGAUUGACCCAGACCUACAGACGGGCUUGGGGGUACUGUUCCACCUGAGCGGAGAAUUUAAUAGAGCUAUCGAUGCAUUUAACGCUGCCUUAACUGUUCGACCAGAGGACUAUUCGUUAUGGAACCGGCUGGGGGCAACGCUGGCCAACGGAGACCGCAGUGAGGAAGCCGUGGAGGCCUACACGCGCGCCCUGGAAAUUCAGCCGGGCUUCAUCCGAUCCAGAUACAACCUGGGCAUCAGCUGCAUCAAUCUGGGCGCCUACAGAGAAGCGGUCAGCAAUUUUCUCACUGCCCUCAGUUUGCAAAGAAAGAGCAGGAAUCAACAGCAGGUCCCUCAUCCUGCCAUCUCUGGAAAUAUCUGGGCUGCCCUCAGAAUCGCACUCUCUCUGAUGGACCAACCGGAACUCUUCCAGGCGGCUAAUCUCGGUGACCUGGAUGUCCUCCUACGAGCUUUCAACUUGGAUCCUUGAAGGAAAAGAAAGCAAUUAAAAAUAAUAAAUCCUUGUCUGUAUGAUUGUACUGAGAAAUGCAAAACUAUUUUAUUAUGAAUUCCAAAAAAAAAAAAAAAAAAAGAGGACAAACCAGACGUCCAAAAGGUCAUGGUGAGAUAACGCAAGGGAAUUCCUUACAGACAAUGCCCAGGCUCUGUUCAGAUUCAAAAGCACAAAAUGUUCUAUAUAGCGUCAAGGUUGGGCUCAAAAGAAGAACUGAGAGACACAAAGACAAACCAAGAUGAAAUAACGGUGUGUGAAUACUCUUCCGUACCUGCAAGCAUACUCAAAACAUGUCCUGUGGGGGGUUUGUCCCCAUUCGCAGCUGAUACACAUCUAAGGAACUUGCUCAUGGGACACGUCGAGAAAGGAAGCACUGCCUCUGAUCAGGGAAUUCUGACUGUUUCUGAGCUCUCCCCCGCAACUCCCCCUUUUACAACAUAGUCCGGGUCAAGGUGCAUGCACAUAUAUUAACUCUUGACUAAAGAGAGGCAUUGCUGAAACCUGUUCCAAUUUUAACUUUUACUGUAGCCCUUUGAUUCCAGAGAGGGAGCUUUGCUGGCAAAAGCAGUUUUUGCACUAGAAAUUUUUGCUGUUCCCAAUCAAAACUUUUCUGGGACUGUAUAUAUGCACUUUAAUAUCUUAUUUAUGCCUUGCUGGAGUUUUGUUUCGUUGCUCCAAUUUUUAACUUAGGGGUGAAAGACUUGAGAACGCGGCCUUGCUAGAUCAAUGGACCAAAUAAAAAUUCCUGAAAAUA
This is a messenger RNA of Lontra canadensis (Northern American river otter), 3813 nucleotides long. RefSeq names its product peroxisomal biogenesis factor 5 like (gene PEX5L). The transcript has 16 exons. Gene Ontology annotation, molecular function: protein binding. Bases 1017 to 3035 code for a protein of 672 amino acids. Gene Ontology annotation, biological process: protein import into peroxisome matrix, docking. Gene Ontology annotation, cellular component: cytosol; peroxisomal membrane. NCBI's taxonomy places the organism in Eukaryota, Metazoa, Chordata, Mammalia, Carnivora, Mustelidae. The record is from RefSeq and is a predicted model, not a curated record.